AUGUUGAGCUUUAAGCAAACUUUUUCACUCAUUUUAAUUAGUCCAGCACUUAUAUUCAUGGGCUUAUAUUAUAGGGUUUUCCUGGUGGCUCAGAGGUUAAAGAGUCUGCCUGCAAUGCAGGAAACCUGGGUUCAACCCCUGGGUAGGGAAGAUCGCCUGGAGAAGAAAAUGGCAACCCACUCCAGUAUACUUUCCUGGAGAAACCCAUGGACGGAGAAGCCUGGUGGGCUACAGUCCAUGGGGUUGCAAAGGGUUGGACACGACUGGGUUGGCAGGGUUGGCAACUUCACUUUCACUUUCACUUUAUAUUCAUGGAGAAAGGGCAAGUGUUGA
Molecule: messenger RNA, 333 nt
Organism: Rangifer tarandus platyrhynchus (Svalbard reindeer)
Lineage: Eukaryota; Metazoa; Chordata; Mammalia; Artiodactyla; Cervidae
Source: the annotation of a GenBank genome assembly